Messenger RNA from Melanotaenia boesemani (Boeseman's rainbowfish), 10221 nucleotides. It is a transcript of the gene atm, whose product is annotated as ATM serine/threonine kinase. The record is from RefSeq and is a predicted model, not a curated record. Bases 341 to 9616 code for a protein of 3091 amino acids. The transcript is spliced from 64 exons. Gene Ontology annotation, biological process: DNA repair. Gene Ontology annotation, molecular function: protein serine/threonine kinase activity; protein binding. Lineage: Eukaryota; Metazoa; Chordata; Actinopteri; Atheriniformes; Melanotaeniidae.
UGUGUGUGCGUGUGGCUGAACGCACGUCGAGAUGGCAAAGUUGUAAUAGCACGUACAGUAGCACUCCAGCUAACAUCUGCACCAGCAUGUGUGACAGCGUCAUAACUACAGUCAAUACAAUCGUCUGAGCAGCGGCUUGACAAGAGGAAUACGACAUUUGAAGUCCAGGUCCAGGAUCUGUCUGUGUGUGGUGGCUCCGGAAGCACUAACUCCAGCCUCAGUCCACUCCUUGUGAAGCUCCCCCACAUUUCUGAAUGGCCUUUUCCUGACGAUCAUCUCCAGACUGUAGUCAUCCCUGCUGACAAAACCCGUCUACUAUUCAUAUCCGCUCUGGGGCAAAAUGAGUCUGGCUCUUCAUGAUCUCCUGGUUUGCUGCAGAGGGCUGGAAAAUGACAAAGCUACAGAAAGAAAAAAAGAAGCUGAACGCUUUAGGCGGCUUCUUCGAUCUCCAGAGAUUAUGCAAGAACUGGACCGCACUUCAGGAUCCAAAGCUAAAGGCUCCAAACAGCUCACAUGGGAUGCUGUUUUCAGGUCCCUGCAGCGUUAUGUCCAGAAGGAGACAGAAAGCAUGCAGUCAAGUAGAUCCAACGUCACAGCAACUACGCUCGCCACUCGGCGGAAGAAGAUGGCUGAAAUGUGCAGCUUGAUCAAAUAUUUCAUACGCUAUGCAAACAAACGUGGACCUCGUCUGAAGUGCAGCGAGCUGCUGAAGCAUGUGAUGGAGGUCCUGCAGAGCUCAUACUGCUGCUCCGCUUAUGGAGAAGAUUACAGCAGCCUCCUUUUAAAGGACAUCCUCUCUGUCCGCAAAUACUGGUGUGAUAUCUUUCAGCAGCAGUGGCAAAGUCUUUUGGACUUGUACUGUGGUUUGUUCAACUCCACAUCCAAAUCCAUCAACCGUGUCUUGCUGAGCAGAGUCAUUCACACAGUGGUGAAGGGCUGCUGCGCGCAAACUGAUGGAUUCAAUGAUGCUUUGUUCAUCUUCUUCUCCAAAGCACUGCUUAAUGUCAGGCAGGAGAAACACCUGACUGUUCUGGAGCACCUCGUCUCCGCGCUGAACAUCUUCUUGAGAUCUGCGGCCAUGAAUUGUCGGAUGCGAGUGUGCCAUCUGGGAGAGGAGCUCCUGCCUUCUAUACUGAAUGUGUGGGCGGAUAUGAGGCCGAGUGCUCCUCUCAAAGAGGGAAUUGUAGAGUUCGUCAACCUGCAGAUCUGUGUUCACCAUCCUAAAGGAGCCAAAACCCAAGACUCGGGUGCUUAUGCUGAGGACUGGACCAGGUGGAGGAGUCUGCUGUACAACCUGUAUGAUGCUUUGGUCAGAGAGAUCAGUCAAAUAGGCAGUAGGGGGAAAUAUGUCACAGGGAGCAGACACGUAGCUGUCCAAGACAAUAUCAUUGAGCUCACGGCUGACAUUUGUCACCAGCUGUUCAACGAUGACAGUGACACCCAAAUCCUAGAGGUCACCCAGGCCUCCAGAUCCACGCAGUUGGGUAGCCCCACCCACGGAGCAGCCAGCAAGCGACGGCGCGUUGAAAUGGGCUGGGAGGUCCUCCGUGACCAUCUGCAGCCCCAGCAAAGUGACUUUGAUGUCAUACCAUGGCUGCAGAUAGCUGCAGUGCUAACCUCUAAAUAUCCAUCCAUGAUGCCCGGUCAGGAGCUGGUCCCGCUGCUGUCUGUGUUGCACCAGCUCCUAGCAGAGCAUCGGAGAGGAGAGAGGGGUCUCUAUGUGCUGCGCUGCCUGAGGGAGGUGGCCGGCUGCCAGGCACGCUACCCACAGAGAGCUCAGGUCCACAGGACAGAGCUGAGCAGGCUCUGGGCUCGGAUAUGGGCCCUUGCUGUGCGAGGGUUCGGCUCUCCCCAGACAGAGACCCUCAGUCUGGACCUGCUGGCCUCCAUUGUCCAUGGUGGUCUGAUUAAUAUUGACAGAGAGUUCUGGAAGCUCUUCUCUGGAUCUGCAUGCAAACCAUCCCAGAGUGCUGCACUCUGCCUAGCUCAGGCUAUGUUAAAGUGUUCAGUCCCAAAAAGUCGCAUGUCAAACUCAGGGUGGGACUACAUGGGAUUCACAGAGGGAUGUGUAUCACCUAAUCUGAAAGAGACUCUCAUAGCCUGGCUGCUGAUGAGUGACCAGAGUGACGAGAUGGAGGAGAGCAGCAGACCUCACCCCAUCAUCUGCAGAGACUUUCCUUACAAUCUGAUACCAAACAUCUUGGUCUCGCUGACUUUGAAAGACACUAGAGUUGCGCUAAAUUUUCUUCUGGGUAUUGAAGGAGCAGAAAGUGCUUUUUUUCAAGAGCAAGUUGAUACCAAAGACAACUUGGAAGAGAUUGAGAGACUGUACCAGCAGUUUAUCUUCAACGCAUUGCCAUCAGAGAUUGGAGGGGCUGGUGAUGAGUCAGUGCAGACAGGGUCAGCCAACGGUCAGUUUGCUGCUGUCCCCGGCCUCAGAAACAAGUUGGAGCAGUCCCUCCUCUCCAUGGCUGACAAUCUGCUCAACUGCUACUCUCCUGAUUGUCCGUCCACCCCCCCGGAGUGUCUAGUGCGAUGUUUCAGUCAGCUGACUGCUGUUCUGGCAGCUUACGUCUCAACUGGGUUUUUGACUGAGGAGGAGGCCUGCCGCUCACAGCUUGUCACUAAAGCAAAGACCCUGGCCCAGGAACUCAGUGGGUUUGUUGCUGGUGUGAAAGUGAAAAUGACAGAGCAGGGGAUCAUGUCCACACUGAGAUCUGUUAUGAAACUAUGCACGCAGUUCACCAACAGAAAGAACAAGGAUCAUAGUUGUUCUGUUGCCUCUGGUUUGUUUAUAAUGACUCUGCCUGCCAGCCUCCUCAGCGAGCUGGCAGAAAUCUGCAAACUGCUGUUCAGCAACAUUUCUAAAAGAGGCAGUGUUGUGGACGACGAUGAACGUGUGGAUGAUGACUGGGAAAUGACCACAACUCAUCAAGCAGGGGAUGACAUUGAUCUGUUUGAUGGUGAGGAGUCCCAUAGCAGCAGUAAUGGGACCCAAAGACAGAAGGUAGACAACACUGAUGUCUCCUGUGGCCCAGGUGCAAAAAGCCUGCUCGCAGAUGAUUAUCUAGCACAGCAGUGUCUGGCUUUCCUUGCAGUCUUGGAGUUCCUAUGUGAGUGUGGCUCAGUCCAGCCCAUCCACGGCCUGCUUUUCAAACCACAAGAGAUCAGGCGCAGGCUGCUGCUGCUGCUGGAGCAGGUCGACUUCAGCAAAGCCCUGCACCUUAAUAUGUAUCUCGUCCUGCUGAAGAAGCUUCCUGCUGAGGAUUCGCUCUCUCCUGAGGAGUUUGACUCACUGCUCCGUCCUCUUGCGGACCUGUGUUCUUUGUACCGUCAGGACCAGGAGGUCUGUGCCGCUGUGCUGCUCAGUUUGUUGCCGUCCAUAAGGAGCCUGGGGAAGACUCAUCACAUGCCUGAGGAGAUGAGACAUGUUCAGGGAUCUCUGCUUCAAGUGGUGUCUGGCUUCUGUUUCCUGAGCCAGACAGGGAAAUGUGUGGCAACUGUGAGAGCUGCUUUGGUGAAGUGUCUGGUUGCUCUGCUGGAGGCUGACCCACGUUGUAACUGGGCAGUUUUAAGUCUCAGAGAGGCUGACACAGAGGAGGACCGUCCAGUGUCUUCUGUCCUUCCAUCUCACCUCGCAGAUGUGCACCACCAAGUCCGCAUGCUAGUAGCUGUCUCAGUGGAGAGGCUGUUUGUAGAGAUGAGACCAGAGCAUCCAGAGAAGAAGAAGAUGCUGCCGCUGAAACACCAGCAGGCUGCUUUUGAGAACGUUUACCUGAAGGCUCAGAAGGGGAUGAGGAUUCUGAGAAGCAGCUCUUCAGAGGACCGACGGGAUGAGGCAUUCAACCGCAAGGCUACCCUGCUGAAGAGUUUGUCCGUUGUGCUGUGUUGUAGCCCAGUGUGUGAAAAGCAGUGUCUGUUUGCCCUCUUCCAGUCCUAUAAAGAGAACAACAUAGAAGAGCAACUUCUUAAAAAGAUGUUGUGCAGUGUGUCCAAGAUGCUGGGCUACAGGAGUGUAAAAACAUUUGUCUGCUCCCACCUGAACUAUCUGGUUGCUGAGUGGCUCGCACAGAGACAGUCUGAUGACCGCUACACUCUUGGAUCCUUCCCCUACGGUCUGCUGGAUCAGGACACAGUCAAAGAUUUUUACAACUCGUCCUACCAGGUGCUGAUCCCCCACCUGGUUUUCCUGGAUGACUUUGAACAGGUGAAAUCUAUCGGCAGAUAUCUUGAGAGGGACUGGAGACACUUACUGGCUGAUUGUUUCCCCAAGAUCAUGGUCAACAUUCUGCCAUACUUUGCGCUGCAUGGGCAGGAUUCACAGGUUGCACAGCAGAGAGAAAAGGCCCACAGAGUGUACGACCUGCUUAAAGACACCAGCUGUUUGGGGAAACAGCAAAUUGACAGCCUGAUCCACAGUAACCUGGCAGACAUUAUAGUGGAACUGCUGAUGACUCUGUACGAAGGUGGUGGAGCAGAAAGAGACAGAGGAGGCCUGACAUGCUUUAUUGGAGAGUUGGAUCCUGUACCAAACCCACCAUACUUCAGCUCUAAAAUCAUCAAAGCUACAUUGGAGUACCUCAGCAAGUGCCACAGUGCCACCCACAAGUCCCUGGUUGCCAUUUUGUCCAAAACCCCGAUUUCCAUCCAGAGAAUUCUGCUGGCCGUGUGCGAAAGAGCAGCAGAGACGACCAACAGCUACGAGCGUCACCGCAUCCUCCUCAUGUACCAUUUGUUUGUCAGCCUGCUGCUCAGGGAGGUGAAGGAUGGUCUGGGAGGAGCCUGGGCCUUCGUUCUCAGAGACAUCAUCUACACCCUCAUCCACCACAUCAACAGCAGACCUCUUCAGUGUGAUGAGGUUUCUAAUCGAAGCCUCUCUCUGUGCUGCGACCUGCUUUCCUCUGUGUGUCAGGCUGCUCUGCAGUUCUGCGAUGAUGCUUUAGACUGCCACCUUCAGGUCAUCGUGGGGACUCUAACUGCUCAGGUGACCAGUCGGCCCUCUAUCUCACAGCAGGUGCUCAAUCUGCUCCAGUUUCUCACCAUAGAAAAUCAGCAGAAGCUAAAAGGAGCCAUCAGCAGGUUGGAGCCUUUUCCUGACAUCCCUGAAUUCAGAGAGUUGCGGUCAGUGCAGCAAAAACUCAAAUAUAACCGCGGCAACUUCACGCUAAGACAGGAGAUAACUCACUUCCUUUCAGUGUCGUCCUGUGACUCCUUACCUCUGACCAGACUUGAGGGACUUAAGGAGCUGACCAGACAGCUGCAUCACAACAAGGGACAGAUCCGAGAGCUGCUUAAAGAGUGGCAUGUCGACCCUACUGACAGCGUGCUGGUGAAGCUUGUCCUCAGUCUGCUGCAGCUCUGCAAACUAGCAGCCAACCAUCCGGGAGGAGCCGACAUUCUUGAGGCAGCCGGCAGCUGUCUGGGAGAACUGGGCCCAGUUGACUUCUCCACCAUCGCCCUUCUCCACGGCAGAGAUCCCCUCUACGAAAAGGCUGUGUCUCUCUUCACCUCCACUGAGUUGCAGUGUAUUUACAUCGUCCUGAACUGCAUGAACGACGCGCUCACACAUCAGCGCAUCGAGGUGAGGCGAGCAGCAGCUCAGUGUGCAAAGAACAUCCUUGCCACUCAGUCUGGAGUCGACUUCUGGGACCAUUACAAAGAUAACAGAGACCCCAUGCUGGCUUACCUCAAUCCCUUCAGAACAGUCAAGAAUAAGGUGGCUGCUGUGAGCGCUGAGGAGAAUUUGGAGGCUAAGAAGAAGCUGCAGAGCCAAGAGUUUUGGAUUCCUCAGGCAGGCAGCCACAAGAGCUGGUUGAGGGCUCUGUGUACAGCCCUGCUGGACAGCGGAGGGGUCGGGAGUGAGGCCCUGCUGCUGUCACGACCACUGUGUCUGGUAAAUGUGGACUGUUGUCAGAGGUUGCUGCCCCUCAUCAUUCACUCCAUCCUUCUGGAUGACUCCAACGGAUCUUGGAGGCAGCUGCUGUCCUCCCACAUUCAGGACUUCUUCAGCUUCUGUUCCAGGAGCGCCCAGGCCUCCAGUCGAUCUGCCACACCUCUCAACUCUGACUCUGAGUCGGACACUGCCAAUCAGGGCUUGUAUGAUAAGACCUCCCUGCGUACCAUGCUUGCUGUUAUUGACUACCUGAGACACCAACAGAGACCACUGGAAGCUGACAGCAACUCCUGUGGUACAGUGUGUGACUCAAACUUCUGGCUGGAACUGAACUACCUGGAGGUGGCCAAAGCUGCUCAGUCCUGCUCAGCUCACUUCACUUCUCUGCUGUACUCGGAAAUCUAUGUUGACAAGAUCAAAGCAAACAUGGAGGAAAGUCGAAGAACAAAAUCCAGAGCAUCACGUAAGCUCACUUUUGAGGAGAACAGUCAGAAUUUCACCAUCUCCAGUCUGACUGAGAAGAGCAUGGAAGACACCAGUAUCAGUCUGCAGGAGCUUCUGAUCGAGGUGUAUCGCAGCAUCGGAGAGCCUGACAGUCUGUAUGGUUGUGGAGGAGAGACGAUGACCAGUCCACUGACAAGGAUUCGAACCUAUGAACACGAAGCCAUGUGGGGAAAGGCCCUGACCACAUACGAUCUUCACUCGACUCUGCCUGAAGUCACUCGACAAGUAGGAAUCGUGGAGGGUCUGCAGAACUUUGGUCUGAGCAACAUCCUCGCCACCUACAUGAGGGGACUGGAGAGCGAAGGGGUGGAGUGGGGAGCAGAGCUUCGAGAGCUCCGCUUCCAAGCAGCCUGGAGGAACACCCAGUGGGACUGUGAGCUGUCAGAGAGGAAUGAAAAAUCCAACCCUGGCUUCCAUGAAUCAGUGUUCUGUGCCCUGCAAGCGCUCAGGGACAAAGAGUUUUCCAUAUUUGAUGAAACUCUAAAACAGGCCAGGGGUGCUGAGGUGGAGGAGCUCUGCAGAGGCAACCUAGAGGCUGUUUCAUCUCUGUACCCAGCUCUGAGGAACCUGCAGAGCAUCAGGGAGCUGGAGAGUGUUAAACAGCUCUUCUCCAGGCCCUUUUCAGACGUGGCUCUGAGUGAGGUUUGCAGCCGGUGGCGGCAGCACUCCCAGCUGCUCCUGGACAGUGACUUUGCUGUGGUGGAGCCUAUUCUAGCUGUGCGCUCUGUGGCCCAACACACCCUGUUUUCCAGACUGGGAAACCCUGACAGCACAGAGUACGUCAGCUCUGUUCUCACAGACCACCUCAUGGAGCUCUGCCGUUCAGCUCGCAAGGCUGGUAAUACACAGCUUGCAGAGCGUGCAGUCUACCAGAUGAAGCAGCACAGUGGUGGUGGGACCUGGAUGGCACUCCCUGUGUCAUCAUGGCAGCUGGAAGAGGCCCAGGUGUUCUGGGCAAAGGGCGAACAGGGUCUGGCUCUGGGCCUGCUGAGACAGAUGACACACAGUCUAGAAGAAAAAGUGGAUUUAAAUCCUGCUUUGGCUCCACUGUACACCGAGUGCCUCAGGCUAUGUGGGAACUGGCUGGCUGAGACCUGCCUGGAAAGUCCUGGAGUUAUUCUGGAGAACUAUCUGGAGAGGGCUGUGGAGGUGAUAGAGCGGGAGUCAGGGGCCCAGGACCCCAGACUCCAGAGCCAGCGGACUGAGGCCUUCUUGUCCCUGGCUCGCUUCUCUGACGCUCAGUACCAGAGCAUCGACAAGUACAUGAACUCCUCAGAGUUUGAGAACAAGCAGGCGCUGCUGGAGAAGGCCAAAGAGGAAGUAGACCUGAUAAGGGAGCGUAAAGUGACCUCCAACAGGUACACAGUUAAGGUGCAGAGAGAGCUGGAGCUGGAUGAAAAGGCUCUGUCGAACCUGCGAUCAGACAGACAGCGCUUCCUGUGUAAGGCAGUGGAGAACUACAUCCAGUGUCUGGAGCAAGGUGAGGAGCACGACACUUGGGUAUUCCGCCUGGCUUCGCUCUGGCUGGAGAAUGCUGACAUUAAAGUUGUGAAUGACAUGAUGAAGAAAGGAGUGAAGCAGAUCCCAUCCUACAAGUUUCUGCCUCUCAUGUAUCAGCUGGCUGCUCGCAUGGGGACAAAGAUGGCGACUGGCAUCUCUGAGGAUAACGGAUUCCAUGUUGUCCUUAAUGAUCUGAUAUGCAAAGCAUCUUUGGAGCACCCUCACCACACACUCUUCAUCAUCUUCGCCCUGGUGAACGCCAACAAAGACGAGAACUUUUGCCGGACCCGACUGUCUAAGAGUUCUCCGCAGCAACCAUCGCCAUUUGACCUGGAACGCUCAGAUGUGGCUCGGAAAAUCAUCAGUGUGAUCAGGAAAAAGCGAGCCGAGAUGAUCCGAGGGAUUGAGCGUCUGUGUGAUGCCUACAUCACUCUGGCUUAUAUGGACGCUAGCAGGCACAAAACUGAGAAGAGGGCUAUUCCCAUCCCUGCUGAUCAACCCAUCAUGCAAAUCAAAGACCUUGAAGAGGUUGUCAUCCCCACAAUGGAGAUUAAGGUGGAUCCAUCUGGUUGCUAUGACAACCUGGUAACUAUCAGAUCCUUCAUCCCCCACUAUCACCUGGCUGGAGGAGUCAACCUGCCCAAGAUCAUCGACUGUGUCGGCUCUGAUGGAAAGAGCAGGAGACAGCUGGUCAAAGGUCAGGAUGACCUGCGCCAGGAUGCGGUGAUGCAGCAGGUUUUUAGCAUGUGCUCCAUGCUACUGCAGCGCAACACGGACACUCGCAAGAGGAAGCUCAACAUCAGACGAUACAAGGUUGUGCCGUUCUCCCAGCGUAGCGGUGUGUUGGAGUGGUGCUCGGGCACGAUGCCCAUUGGGGAGUUUCUGGUGGAUCCUCAAAAAGGAGCCCACAAACGCUUCCGACCUCAAGACUGGACCAGCCUGGCGUGCCGCAGGAGGAUGAUGGAGGCUCAGAAGCUUGCAUUUGAUGAGAAACUCGAGGUUUACAGUGAGGUGUGCAAGAAGUUUAGGCCUGUUUUUAGGUACUUCUGCAUGGAGCGAUUCCUGGAUCCUGCUGUGUGGAUGGAGAAGCGGCUGGCUUACACUCGCAGUGUGGCCACCUCCUCCAUAGUUGGCUAUAUUGUUGGUCUUGGUGACAGACACAUCCAGAACAUCCUGAUCGAUGAACAGACUGCUGAACUGGUGCACAUCGAUUUAGGUGUAGCCUUUGAACAGGGGAAGAUCCUCCCCACUCCUGAGACUGUCCCCUUCAGGCUAUCCAGAGACAUUGUGGAUGGGAUGGGCAUCACUGGAGUGGAAGGAGUUUUCAGGAGAUGCUGUGAGAAGACUAUGGAGGUGAUGAGGAGCUCCCAAGAAGCUCUGUUGACUAUCGUAGAGGUGCUUCUGUAUGACCCUUUGUUUGACUGGACCAUGAACCCUCUGAAGGCCUUCUAUCUGCAGCAUGAUGAGCAGCAGGAGCUCAAUGCAACACUGAGCUCUACGAUGGGAGGAGACAUCAUCGACAACCACCGUAAAUCCAGCGACAGCCAGAGCUUCAACAAGGUGGCAGAGCGGGUGCUGCUGCGGCUGCAGGAGAAGCUGAAGGGGGUGGAGGAGGGGACUGUGCUCAGCGUGGGCGGGCAGGUAAACCUGCUCAUUCAACAAGCCUUGGAUCCCAAAAACCUUAGCCGGCUCUUCCCAGGAUGGCAGGCCUGGGUAUGACCCUUGAACUGGUUGUCAUUAUUGUGUUUACUAAAACAAGACAAUUAAAUUCUUAUACAACAGACCAACACCAUAUUGACUUUGUAAAUGAAGGUUUCUGCCAAUUUCUGCACUUUAAAGUCAAAGCAGUUCAUUUUAUGUAGCGGCCCAAAAACCAAACUAUGGAAUCAGUGAGCAGUUAUCUUCUGGGAACAUUCAAUUUAAAAAGAACCGUCAGUGAGACUGAGCAUGUUUAAAAAUGAUGGUCCUUAUUUGUGUUGUUCAGUUUGAUUUGAAUGUUUUCUUACUGCUGACGUAAGUACGAUUCAUUGUUGGCAGUGACUAUCCAAAGUUUGUAUCACAUGAAUGUAUGAUAUAUUAAGCCUAAUGCAUUGGAUGACAUCCUUAUCCAGCUAAAAUUUGCUUCAGUUCAGUUACUUAUUACCAUUUAGAGACUAGCUGUUUCAGUAUGUGAGAGUAUUGAAUGUUAUUUUACAAGACGUAGAGUAUGUCAUGAAAUUUGAGAAAUGUGUGUACAGUUUGUACAAUUCAACAGCCUCUUUAUGCUGUAACUUCCCUGCUGCUCUUUAAAAUGAUUACUGUAUCAUUAAAUGAGUAUAAACAAA